Molecule: messenger RNA, 999 nt
Organism: Spodoptera littoralis (African cotton leafworm)
Lineage: Eukaryota; Metazoa; Arthropoda; Insecta; Lepidoptera; Noctuidae
Source: the annotation of a GenBank genome assembly
AUGUCUGACAGCGGGGACAGCGAUGUUGCGUGGACUUACUACAAAGAUCGUCCGGAGUGGAAUGAUGUGACCCCAGUGCCGGAGGAUGAAGGUCCUAACCUAGUCGUCGUCAUCGCUCAUUCAGAAAAAUUUGUUGAUGUGUAUGACUAUUUCCGAGCCGUGCUCCAAAACAAUGAGAAGUCUGAGAGAGCACUACACCUGACGAAAGAUGCUGUAGAAUUGAAUCCAGCUAACUAUACUGUAUGGCAGUACAGGAGGGACCUGCUCAAAGCUUUGGGGACAGAUUUAAGAUCUGAGUUGGAUUAUGUAGAGUUAGUAAUUAAGAAUUCUCCUAAGAACUAUCAGGUCUGGCAUCAUCGGAGAGUACUGGUUGAGUGGCUUCAAGAUCCAACCCAGGAGCUGGAGUUAACAGGAGAUGCCUUGAUGCAGGACCCUAAGAACUAUCAUGCGUGGCAGCAUAGACAGUGGGCUAUUAAAACUUUCGGACUCUAUGAAAAGGAAAUGGAUUUCGUAGAUAACCUUAUCACAGAUGACGUGCGUAACAACUCAGCGUGGAACCAACGGUACUUUGUUGUUAACAACCACUUGGGCUGGUCCGACCUCAAUGUACAAAGAGAAAUCUGCUAUACACUGGAAAAAAUUAAAUUCAUCAAGAACAACGAAAGUGCUUGGAAUUACCUUAAAGGAGUGUUAAUACAUGACAAGAGAGGAUUAAGCGGGAACGCCGUAGUCACGUCUUUUUGUGAAGAACUUUACAAGAACAAGUGUCGGUCUCCUUAUUUGUUAGCCUUCAUUAUAGAUAUUUGUGACGAAGCGAUUAAAAAAGGCGAGACCAACUGUCUACAUAACGCUACUAGAGCCGUAGAACUAUGUCAAGCGUUGGGAACAAAGUAUGACAAAAUUCGUAGCAAAUACUGGAAUUACAUGUGUGAGAAAUUUAAAAAGGCUCAGCAAGAAGAAGAAAAUAAUAAAGACAAGGUGGAGAAUAUGGACGAGUGA